This is a messenger RNA of Dermacentor andersoni, 477 nucleotides long. The record is from RefSeq and is a predicted model, not a curated record. NCBI's taxonomy places the organism in Eukaryota, Metazoa, Arthropoda, Arachnida, Ixodida, Ixodidae.
AGGCACACCGUUCAAUCAGUGCUGGUGCCUUGCUUGUUGUGUGAUUAUAGAAGCAGGAAUACCAACAACGAGGUUUUCUAUUCAUAAGUAGAGUUUCGGAAAUGUUUCAUAUACUGUCUGGUCUUCUUUUUCUUCCAAACGAUAUUUUUUGUAGUGACAACCGAAACCAAGGAAACGACAAAGACGAUGACAAAGCGGAAAACGACAACGACGACCACCACAGCAACAAAGGCAACGACAACAAAGAAGACGACGACAACAAAGAAGACGACAUCGAUAUCAACGACUACGACAACGACGCAGCGUCCCAUCCCACCGUACUCGUUGGUGUGUACCUAUGGGCCGGCGAUCACGGCGAGUUCGCCGUUCCCCGAGGACGGCGUGUGCGACUACACCUUCCUGGAGCAGAUGCCCGCCUCGCAUGCCGAGAACUUUGGCGGGCCGUACCGGCCCGAAGUGAAGCACUUCAUUGACACU